Cuculus canorus (common cuckoo) is the source of this 1189-nucleotide messenger RNA. It is a transcript of the gene SSR2, whose product is annotated as signal sequence receptor subunit 2. Gene Ontology annotation, cellular component: endoplasmic reticulum; membrane. Bases 104 to 655 code for a protein of 183 amino acids. Lineage: Eukaryota; Metazoa; Chordata; Aves; Cuculiformes; Cuculidae. The record is from RefSeq and is a predicted model, not a curated record. The transcript has 6 exons.
AGGACUACAUUUCCCAGCAUGCCCCGCGGCUGCUCGAUACCGACUUCCGGUCGCGCCGCUUCCGUUCCUGGUGCGCUGACUUGGCCUUCGCGGGGCAGGAGAGAUGAAGCUCCUCAUUCUCGCUGUGUUUGUCCUGUUCCAUGUGGUCUGCGGUGAGGAAGGUGCCCGGCUCCUGGCCUCCAAAUCCCUGCUGAACAGAUAUGCCGUGGAGGGCAAGGACCUGACUCUGCAGUACAACAUCUACAAUGUCGGCUCCAGUGCCGCUUUAGAUGUGGAGCUGUCGGAUGAUUCUUUCCCGCCAGAAGAUUUUGGCAUUGUCUCUGGGAUGCUCAAUGUGAAGUGGGACAGGAUCGCUCCGGCGAGCAACGUGUCCCACACCGUGGUGCUGCGGCCUCUCAAGGCCGGAUACUUCAACUUCACUUCUGCCACCAUCACCUACCUGGCGCAGGAGGGCGGGCAGGUUGUGGUUGGAUUCACCAGUGCUCCCGGGCAGGGAGGGAUCCUGGCUCAGCGUGAGUUUGACAGGAGGUUCUCCCCUCACUUUCUGGACUGGGCGGCGUUUGGAGUGAUGACGCUGCCCUCCAUCGGGAUCCCGCUGCUGCUCUGGUACUCCAGCAAGAGGAAGUACGACACCCCCAAAACCAAAAAGAAUUGAGCGAAGCCAAGAGCCGCCAGCACCCCAGGGCGGAGGGAAGAACACGUGCCUGGAACUGCAGGUGUGUUGGGAUCAGCAGCAGCAGCCAACCUGCCAAGCGUCAGCUCCGUCAGCAGGAGAGAACCCAUCCCCUCAGCAUUCUCUUCUUGCGUUCUAAAGAAGAAAUAAACACCCGGCUGAACAUCUCAGGCCUCCACCAGGCAAACUCUGCGUCUGUGUGUUUGGCACAGAGCGCGCUCUCUGGGAUGGGGCCUCGGCGGGACUGAGGAGCUUGUUUGGGCUGCGGUUCUGCCAUCGGUGCUGCCUUCAGCCAAAGGGUUCUUUCCUCGCUGCCAUCCCCUGUUCAACCUCAGGGCCCCCUCCCUGGGUGCUGCCUGCGGGAAGGGGCUCCGGUGGGAAAAACUGGAGGUCUGGGUCUCCGUUGUGUUUGCUGAGCCGUUAAUUGCUGCAUUCCUGUUCUUUCUGGUUGCUCUGUUACAGGUUGGGGUGCGUUGAGGUACUGAGGGUUUUGUAAUAAAACAAAGGCCGUGACAA